This is a messenger RNA of Cyprinus carpio (common carp), 11076 nucleotides long. RefSeq names its product glutamate receptor ionotropic, NMDA 2D-like. NCBI's taxonomy places the organism in Eukaryota, Metazoa, Chordata, Actinopteri, Cypriniformes, Cyprinidae. Gene Ontology annotation, cellular component: NMDA selective glutamate receptor complex; postsynaptic membrane; postsynaptic density membrane. Gene Ontology annotation, biological process: long-term synaptic potentiation; synaptic transmission, glutamatergic; excitatory postsynaptic potential. The transcript has 16 exons. The coding region runs from base 905 to 6811 and encodes 1968 amino acids. The record is from RefSeq and is a predicted model, not a curated record. Gene Ontology annotation, molecular function: NMDA glutamate receptor activity; transmitter-gated monoatomic ion channel activity involved in regulation of postsynaptic membrane potential.
AAGGAGAUAAGGAUCAGUAGUUUAUGCUUAGUUUAAAACAGUUUCCAAACCUUUUCCUGGAGGGCCCCCAACAGUACUCAAUUUGGAUGUCUCCCAAAUCAAACACACCUGAUUAAACUCGUCAGCUCAUUAGUAGAGUACCCCAUGACUUUAAAUGGGUAUGAGGGAGACAUCCAACAUGUGUAGUGUUGGGCCUCCAGGAACAGGGCUGAAAAUGACUGCGCUUUAAUGGCUGAAUGGUAUUUCAUCAAUAGCGCUGCGUCACGCUGGGAUUCAGUAAGGAGUGACCUUCUGCAAAAAAACACUGACCAUUUAUCAUCUGAGCUCACUAAAUGAAACACACAGUGUCAGUAUUAAUCAUGGGCCAUUGAGUUAUUGGUUUAUUAAUCGAUUGACCAGUCACCACAUCUAUAGGACCACACAGCAGAAUAAACACUUAAACAUAAAAAAUAUAUAUUUUUUAAGCACAUAUAUUUUUUUAAAAGAAAUACAAUAAAAGCACUUAAAUAAACAAAGUGAAUAAUUAUAAGCAUCGGUUAAGACGUUGAUUCUCCAUUGAUAGCGUACUGCAGCUCAAGCUACUCUCUCCAUCCACCGAUCAUUCUCCCGGAGUAUGCAAGGCUAACUCCAAAACGCGCGCGCGCGCACGCACACGGUCGGUGCGCAUUUCCCCCAAGUCUUUGCUGUAUGGAUACACGCGUGUCUAGAGUCACGGACGGACAGCGUGACGGACGCACACCUCUCCGUUUUGCUCGGAGAAGCAGAAGUGGCGAUGUGGCUGCUGUUUCAAACAUCUCUGCUUCCUGCCUUCAUCAGUGAAAUAAAUUACGAGAUAAUGAGAAAGAGGCUGCCAUCGAGGACCUGCUAUUUCUGACAGUGAAUGUUGUGGCGGUGUUGAGCCACAAUGAAGGCCUUCUUUGUACCCUCACGUUUGGCUUCCUCGUUUAUUGCCAUGGUCACGGUACCCACACUCUCUCUGUUAUUGGCCCUGGUACAAUGGGCUGGUCAGAGUAGUUCCUCCCCUCAUCUCUUGCUCCGUCCCCGAGAGCGUGAACGGGACCCGGUGGCAUCAAUACACUUCAACAUCGCAGUGAUCCAUGUGGGCUCUGCGGUUCAACAAGGGGAAGCAGGGGCUGCAGCAGCUGCGGGUAGGGUGCCAUACCCGGGCUUCGGACGUGUGCACAGCAGCUUUGGUGAGAGUGUCGUCACCCAGUGGGGAUCUGCAAACGUAAUCUGGCUCCAGGUGAAUGACAGCAGCCCCAGGACGCUGCUCUCUCAGAUGUGUGACUUGCUGGCAGCCAGGCCCCUUCAGGGACUCGUGUAUGAAGAUGAGAGACCCCUCCCACUGGCCUCUGGGCCCCUGGCCCCCAUGCUGGAGUUUGUUUCUGCCCAGACCGGCCUCCCCAUCGUUGCUGUGGGAGGGGGAGCAGGUCUGGGCAGGGUACCACAGGAGACCGGCUCAAUCUUCCUGCAAUUCAGCUCUUCCACCGCACUCCAAUUGGAGGUGAUCUUUGAGGUGCUGGAGGAGUAUGAUUGGACGGCCUUCUCGGUGGUGUCCACACGUCACCAUGGCUACCAGGACUUCCUGUCAGUAGUGGAAGGUUUGACCGAUGGGUCAUUCAUCGGCUGGGAGAAGAAGAGUGUAGUGAUGUUGAAUUUAACCGAUGACCCAGGAGGAGCACGCACACGACGGCUACUGAAAGAGAACGAAGCACAGGUGCGGUUGUUGUACUGCUCUCAAGAGGAAGCAGAACAGGUGUUCCAUGCUGCUUGGGCAGCUGGUCAGGCCAGCGUCUCUCACAUAUGGUUCGCAGUGGGUCCGGCUCUGUCUGAGCUGGGCCUGACCGGACUUCCCAAUCGACUGUUUGCAGUCAGACCGCAGGGCUGGAGGGACGAACCCCGCAGACGUAUCGCCCGUGGGGUGUCCAUCCUUACCCAUGGAGCUGUCGCGUUGCGGAAAGACUACGGAGCCACUGGAGGGCCGCACUUUGUCACUAACUGCCAGACCGAUGGCAACAGAACACAGAGGAUUCGUGGUAGAAUGAAGUAUUUCAGUAACAUCACACUCGGUGGGCGGGACUAUUCGUUCAAUAACGAGGGCUACCUGGCCAAUCCCUUUCUGGAUGUCAUCUCCUACAUGUCUGGGAGUGGCUGGGAAGACGUAGGAUGGUGGGAGAACGGGGUGUUACGUCUGAGGUAUCCUGCUUGGUCUCGAUAUAGCCCCUUCCUGCAGCCGCCCGAUGAUGCUCAGCACCUGAGGGUCGUGACCCUGGAGGAGCGGCCCUUCGUUAUUGUGGAGCUCGCAGACCCUUCCUCUGGAACCUGCAUUAGGGACUCUGUGCCAUGCAGACGGCCUCUUAAUGCCAGUGCACUUCAGGAAGGGGUGGCACCGAUGAAACAGUGCUGCAAAGGAUUCUGCAUCGACAUCCUUAAGCGAUUGGCCAGAAUUGUCGGCUUCACCUAUGACCUCUACUUGGUGACCAAUGGGAAACAUGGAAAAAAGAUUGAUGGAGUUUGGAACGGGAUGGUGGGAGAGGUUGUGUACAAGCGGGCAGACAUGGCGAUCGGCUCUCUCACUAUCAAUGAGGAGAGGUCAGAGGUCGUGGACUUCUCUGUGCCCUUUGUGGAGACGGGCAUCAGUGUCAUGGUCUCACGCAGUAAUGGAACCGUGUCUCCCUCUGCAUUUCUUGAGCCGUACAGCCCUGCUGUGUGGGUGAUGAUGUUUGUAAUGUGCCUGACUGUGGUGGCAGUGACGGUUUUCAUCUUUGAGUUCUUCAGUCCAGUGGGGUACAACCGUAGCCUUCAGAGUGGCAAGAAGCCCGGAGGUUCUAAGUUCACAAUAGGGAAGUCAAUCUGGCUUCUUUGGGCUCUGGUCUUUAAUAACUCCGUUCCAGUGGAGAACCCCAAAGGAACCACUAGCAAGAUCAUGGUUCUUGUUUGGGCUUUCUUUGCUGUCAUCUUUCUGGCUAGCUACACUGCCAACCUGGCUGCCUUCAUGAUCCAAGAGGAAUACAUUGACACUGUGUCUGGCCUCAGCGAUAAAAAGUUUCAGCACCCCACAGAGCAGUACCCCCCUCUGAAAUUUGGAACGGUCCCUAACGGAAGCACAGAGAAAAACAUCCGCAGUAACUAUCCAGACAUGCACCAGUACAUGAUCAAAUACAACCAGAAAAGUGUGGAGGAUGCCAUCUCCCACCUCAAGACUGGUAAGCUGGAUGCCUUGAUCUAUGAUGCGGCUGUAUUAAACUACAUGGCUCGUAAAGAUGAAGGCUGUAAAGUAAUGACCAUCGGCUCAGGGAAAGUGUUCGCCACGACUGGUUAUGGCAUCGCCCUGAUCAAGAACUCCCGCUGGAAACGGCCAUUGGACUUGGCCUUACUGCAGCUGGUGGGCGACGAUGAGAUUGAGAUGCUAGAGCGUCUCUGGCUCUCAGGGAUCUGUCAUAAUGAUAAAAUUGAGGUGAUGAGCUCCAAACUAGACAUAGACAACAUGGCUGGUGUGUUCUACAUGCUGCUGGUGGCCAUGGGCCUAAGUCUGCUGGUCUUCGCCUGGGAACACCUGGUUUACUGGAGGCUGCGGCACUGCAUGAGCAAAAUGGGCCAGUCCGGAAAACUGGACUUCCUACUCGCGUUCAGCAGGGGAAUGUAUAGCUGCUGCAGUUUUGAAGAUGAAACUACACAAGGUGGGGCUAAAGUCAUAGUUCCUGGCCACCAUCACACUGCCAUGGUUCCUGCUUCUUCCUCACAUGUGGUCACUUCAGCUGUAUCCACUUCAGCCAUUGCCAUGGUGCAGCAACAGCCUCAACAGCCUCAACCUACUCAGUCUUACAAAACACCUCUUCCUGGAUCCCCUCCCACAAUUGUUCAUUCUGGAGCGGCCUUGGGUCCCACAAAUACUCAACUUGUAGGAGCUCCACUACCAUGCACUACUUUCUUACCAAGGCCAGAUCGCAGGUUGGCAGUUGUGGACCGCUGGAGACUACCCAAAACUGCUAAUGCCACAACCUCCAUGGGUGUGAGAGGAGCCCAAACAGAAACAGGACCCCUACCCCAAAAGGUGGCACCUACCUGGGCAAGUGGUGGAGGUACAGGUAGUGGUCUAGAUGGAUAUAAGCGUUACUAUGGACCUAUUGAUCCAGAGGGACUUGGGCCAUGUGUGGACCAACAGACAGGCUCUCAAACUCCAAAAACAGUCCCCAGAGCCCACCAACAACCCCCACCAACCAGUGUGGCUUUCUACCAGGAGAAGGGCAUGGACCAUGGCAUGGGGAAGAAGGUGGGAGUGGGUACUGGUGGAGGGGGUCAGGGUAGAGGGGUUAAAUCUCUGGGGACUCCCAGGCUUCCUCCUAAAAGCCAGGCCCCAGCCUCACUGACACCUAACCCCCCACUGCAGCACCCCUCUCCCCCUCUCCCUUCAUCCUUCUGGAGGAAACGGCGACCAAAAAAGCCCAAAGAACCUGGUGGCCCUUUGUACGAGAACAUCCUGCCACUAGUCCGGAGAGGUGGAGGCAGGGAAGCGAGUCGAAGACCGAGACCCUCUCCUCCUCUCCCCAUCCCUGUGCCAGUCACACUUUCCCCAAGCUACACUCCUCCAUCCCCCUCUCCCUCAAUCCCCUACACCUCCACAUCAUCCUCAUCAUCCACCACCAGCUCCUCAACCACAUCUUCAGCCACAUCUUCACGCUCCACCUCUCCUUCAUCCACUUCCACAGCUUCAUCUCGCAGCACUCGAGACAGAGAGGCAGAGGAAGAGGAUGAGGAGGAUUUGGAUGAGCUGACUGAAGAGUCUAGUCUUUUGCAGGGCCACAACAGAACCAGGGACCGAGAGCGGUCCGUACUUUCCCCUAGAUCUCUCACUCAUGGACCUCCCCCUCCUAUACCCCCGCGCAAACCGUGGGGCACCUUUGGAGACAGGGAGCACAAGAAGGACAGAGAGAGAGAAAGGGGUGGCAGUCAACUAGCACAGCUCCAGGAAUGGUGGGCAGGAUGGGCAGAGAAAGAGAGGGACAGGGAGAGAAGUGGUGGAGCCCAGGGAGAUACAGAAAGGAAAAGAGAGAAGAAACAUAGGAAAGAGAGGGAAAAGGAGAAAAAGAAAAAGAAGAAGAAAAACAAAAAACGAAAAAAGAGGGAGGAGCGUGAAAGAGAAAGAGAAAGAGAGAGGAAGCGUCACAAGGUGAAAAAGAAGAAAAAGAAGGCAAUGAAAACUAAAAAGAAGAAGAAGUUGUCAUCUGGCAAACGGUCUGAGCCAGAGGAGGGUGAUGUUGAGGCAGAGAGAGAUGGAGAGGGGGAUGGGGAUAGAGAAGGAGAGUACUCAUCAUUUUCCACUCAAUAUCGCAGUGCAUUUGCGGACAAAGUCAGCCUUUCCGCUUGGGAGGGAGAUAGAGAAAGAGGGAGGAGAGAUGGAGGUGAGGAUGAUAAGGAUGAACGAGAGGAUGAGAGUGGGGGAGGCAGAGGUAGACAGAGAAGACCCAAAAGCUCCCAUUCACGACACCGGCCAUCCAGUAAACGCUAUCCCAACCUCAACAAACUCCCCUCUUCAGUUAAAUUCUGGGUCAGUGGAGGUGAAGCAGUUGGCACAGAGGCCUCCGGACCCUCCCCUCCCUCCUCUUUACAUACACUCCUCUCCUCAUCCAAGAGACGGAGGAGUAGUGGGGUAGAGAGAGAGGUAAAAGGGAGAGUAGGAGAACGCAGGCCACUGCUUCUCCACUAUGAAAGGGGGCGAGUUAACACAAGAGAAGGCCUGUCCUUCCAUGAGUGGGAUUCUGAGGAUGAGGAGGAAGAAGAGGAGAGAGAGAGAGAACGAGAAAGGGAGAGAAUAGAGGAGAGAGUGCGUCAGGCAGGGAGAGGGGCAGUAUCAGAGUCUGAGCGGGAUAGAAUAAGAGCAGAGGAAAGCUUUUCUGAUGAGGGGUCCUCAGGAGAGUUUGGCCGAUUUGAGAGAUACUGGGAAGGAACUGGAAUGGGUGGAGCUAGUGGAAUUGGGGGUGGGGGCUGGUUUUUUGGAACAUACCCUGCUCGAGAGAAAGGUGGAAGUGUCAACAGUAGAGAUGACUCUAUUUUGGGUCGGGCUGAAGGAUGGGGUAUGGCAGGUGAUUUUUGGGGUCCGGGUCCAGGAAUUGGAUUGGGAUCUGGAGGAGGCAGUGGAGGGCUGGGUUCACAGUGGCCACCCCCUCCCACUUCCCUGCCACCACCGCGACGCUAUUGGUCUGUCGACAAACUACAGAUGAAGGGUGAGAAGCGAAGUCGCAGUGGGUCAAAGAGCAAAGGUCAGAGGUCUCGGGAUAGAAUGCAAGACGAAGAAUCAUGUACUUAUAAACAGUAUGGGCACGGUAGGCCCCACGUACACCACAAACACAGCAGCACUCAAUCUCACAGCCAGGAUGAUCUGCUUCCCCACUGCCACAGCUUCAGUGGAAGCUCUCGGCCCAAACCACCCCCUAACCCUGACAAAUCCAAAUCUGGAAGUCAGUCCAACCUAAGCUCCCAGCAAGCCCAGCUCUCAGAACACAUACCCCAGCCAUCACCCUCCCCACCUCAGCCACUCCUGCCCUCAUUACCUGUACCUUCUGCUCCCAACUCCCUACCCAUUCCUCCACCUCCAUCCUCUGCAUCCAUGUCCCCUCCACCUGUGCUCUCUCCUGGGGCUGCUUCCGGCUCCUCCCAGGCAGCCACAGCCAGUGCUAAACUUCAGUACCAGAGACUUCGGUCUGUGCCCCAGCCAAGGCGAUUCUACUCCCCACACCUGCCACUCAAAGCCAAGAGCUUGUGUUCACGCCGUGGUUCUGCCCAUUUCUCCAGCCUAGAGAGUGAGGUAUGACACGGGGCUUCGUUGCUGCGUGUGUUUGUAAGCUCUACUGUGCAGCGCAGCUGGAGUGUGAUGCACAUACAUGCGCCGCACCAAGAUGAGAAAAACGUCCACGACAGUGACCAGAGCAGCAAAGAAACAACAGUCAAAGCAGGGUCAACAAAUUCCGCCAUGGUCACAAUGGAUACUCCAGCUGUGCUCCAUCUUCGGUCUGAGCUGAGUAUUAUGAUGUCCUCUGUGGUCCUCUCCUCCAAUGAGAACAGUGGAUAGCAAAUGUCUGGGAUUUUUCUGUAAGUAAUGAUGUCAUGUUUACACAUAAACACUCCCUCAAACAAGGAAAAGACAUUUUUGCAUCGUCCACAUACAACAUGUGACGACAGACAUCAAAUACUGCUGUGGCUCAAACUGGCUAUUCAGUUUAUUUACAGAUGACUCAGAAUUAAUCUAUAUUCAAUCUGAAUGCAGUCUUGGAGAGGCUCAGAUGAUCAGCAUCAUCCCACUGACUGAAAAAGUGUCUCCAUGGCAACCUGAUGCACAUAGAUACAGAAAUGCCCUUUUUUCUUUUCUUUUCUUUCUUUUUUCUUGACACUUGCAACAUUGAUGUUAUGCCAUCAGUACCCUUUGGCUUCCAAUUCAAGGUCAUGCUGGAAAUUUAUUAAUUGAAAUUUGACCUCAGAGUAAACAAGAGUAAACUAUGUCACUCUUUCUUUAUUUCUGAUUUCAAGCUUAUCAGAACUUACAUGGAGCCAUUUCACUCAUCAGAACUUUUGUUGUCCUAUCAAAAAUCCAAUGCCAUGGUGUCACUUUGACAUCAAAUAGAGAUGACAUUUUGUUCUAAAGAGACAUACUUCAAAAGAAAAACAAUAAGAACACAAACAAAACAAAAAUGUAGCAAUUUUCCUGUAUAAUGUUUUCCCUUCAGGUUUCCUUUUGUUCUAUGCUAUUUAUUGCUCUCACUGUGGUUGUAUUUUAACAAAAGGGUAAACCAGCUGUGUCUGAUGUUAAAUAGUGGGAUUUUUAUUCAGUUGUUUUGAUAGCAGAAUUUUCAAAUUGUCACAAAUAGAUCCACGGCACUGCCCAAUAAGAUGGUCCUUUCUUUGCAUACAAGCAAUACUUGUCUUUCAUCAAACGAUGAUGGGUUGCAAUAUUUAUGAUUGGCACUAGAUGGCUACAUAAUAUUAAAAACUGUAUGUUAACGAUUAUAAAUGGUGGACCAUGAGUGGAUCCUGCUUGUUGUUUUGUUCCUUAAUCAUCAUGCUUUAGAACUGGAACAGACCGCUUAUAGUGUUUCUGGGAUGGUAAAGGCAUUGUUUAGAAGAGUUAAGGCUAUCAUUGUCACUGAUUGUGCAUUUUCAAGUCAAGUCUACUUCCAGUGCAGAGUUGCAUGUAAUAAAGCACAAGUUGCUGACUCUUGUCAGUGCAAACGUUAACAUAUGAUAAUGAGGAGUCAAGGACAAAUACAAUACUGAUAGAUUUUUAGCCAAAAGCAUCCUACACCAUUUAUUUUGGCAAAAGAUUUGAUAUCAGUCAUACAGAGAUUCAGUUUCUGAAUACCUAUUUGACGUCAGGCACCGCUUAUUUGCCCAUGUUGUAGUUGAAUGUAGCUUUGAAAUGAUUUAGCAAAAAUUAGAUAUUCGGUAGAUUUUGUAGCGUUCUGGAUGCAGUUACACAUUACAGUUACACUUUUAUUAUUGGGGGCAUAGAGGAAUUGAACAUGUUGUCACAGAUCAACAGAUUCCAUUGCCCUUUAUUUGAUACACGGGUUCAUGUGGAAAUAAGUGAUGUUUGUCUCCCUUUCAUUUCUUGUUUAAACAAGACCACCUGGGGAAGGUUUGUCAUAAUUUGCAAUGAAAUUUAGGGCUUUUACACUUUUUAAAGACCCCCAUGUCAUCACAUGAGUCAAGAAAUAACAAGCUCAGGUAUUGAAUUGCGUGUUGUGUAAACCAAAUCACACACAGCCGCUUAAUCCCCUCGGUCAGCAUUUCUUCCAAUGCCAGGAAUACGAGUGCGUCAGCGAAAAGUCCACCGCACCCGGCAUGGAAGCGCAGCGGGGGGCAAAGAGAUGGAUGUAGAAUGAUUGAAUUAAUAUAGUGUGCCAUGAGUACACUUGAUCUGUCAUUGACCCUUACUGAGUCAGAAGGAGCUAACACAGUAUUCUGUGACUGCAUGUACAGAAUGGACUUAUAAUUCCCAUGUAGCUUUUUUUCUUGAGGACAAAAAGAAAUAUUAUCUCUAUAUACUGUUUUUGGGAAUGUAUCAUGUUAUACUGUGAAUUGACUUAGAUAUUUUAUUGCCCAUUGUAUUCAGUUUUCAUUGCCAUCAUAUCAUUCAUCUAUACAAAAUAUAUAUGUACAAAUAAAUAUAUACAUAUAUAUACAGACAGUUUUAUAUAUAUAUAUAUAUAUAUAUAUAUAUAUAUGUAUAUAUAUAUAUAUAAAAUGAGUUAAGUUUGAUAUACUUGGAAGAAUUGGUAGAUAUAGUUUUAAAUGUUUUAGCUUUGUAGCAAUUCUAGACACUGGAGACAUUUUUGAAUUUUGAUUCCACCUAUAUGACUGUGAAAACAUUAGUGCCUGUGAAGAAAAAACAAGAAAACAUUCUAAUAUCCUUUCAUCCAUCCAUCCUUCUGUCCAUCUUUUCAUAUUCUCAUUAUAGCGAAUCUUCACAAUUACUCUAAUACUACCUAAACAACUUUCAGAUCAUUUGUGUUUUAUACCUUUUGCCCAUGUUAUGUUGUGUCCUUAUCACUGUCUGUCAUUUUGACAUUCUGCCAUUCCAGCUUUCCAUCUAGCCAGUUAGUAUUCCAUCAUUCUGACCAUCCAUCAGUCCAUCAGUCUAAGGACUAACUGCUGAUUUCUUCCUAUUGUGUAGUUUUCUCAUUAUCUUUUUUUGACAUUUUUACUGAUUAGGCAACUUAAACAAUGUACCUCUGGCAUUUUUGUUUUUUAGAUAUUUUUUAAACUCUCUGUUUAUCCCUCUGUAUGUUCUCUCAGUUAGCAAAGAAAAAAACAACCAAAAAAAAAACAAAAAAACAGAGACCAGUAGCUACUGUGUUCCUGCUCCUAUCAAUUGAUUAUUGAAGAUAAUGAUCGAUUAAAGUUAUGAUGUUAUUGAUAAACGACUGAAAAUGUGACUGAAGAGUUGUACCUGAUGACCAUGACACUGUAGUGAGAGUCUGGGCAGUACUGUACACAACUCACUGUUAAUGUGCUGACUAGAUGCAUGAUGGGUAAUGUGUGUAACUAUAAAAUUAUGUUGGUGUACUGACUAAUGUUGGUUAGGAGGUUCAUAACAUAGGCAAUAGAUAUGUCAUCCCAUUGCCAAACAAACAAUCACCAAAGGCUUCAUCCUCUCCCCUCGUCUGUUUAGACUGGUGACCUGAUUGUGAAAUAGACAAAGUACAGGGUUGGAUAUUGUUGUAGAAUUGUCAGUGGUGGUCAAUAUUUGGCUGGGAAAUUAAAGUCACAUAUUGUGUUAAGGGCUGGUCAGCUGCUAUUUUAAAUUCAGUGUGACAGCUUGUUUGUAUCAGUACAUUAGAGAGAAGCCUAGUUUUCUUUUCAUCACUGAUGCAACUACACUGAUGCAUUACGUGUGUGCAUAUCAUUUGCUAUCAGUAAUUCUAGGUUUUACCGUUUAUUUUAAUGGAAUCUGUGCCCAAAAUUCAGGAAUGGCAUCAUUUAAAAAAAAAAAAAAUGAUGCACAUCUGAUACAUAUUGUAUGGUAAUUCACACUGCUGUUCAAGUUUGGAGUCAGUGAUUUUUUUUUAUUUUUUUUUAUUUUUUUAAGAAUUCAUACUUUUAUUCAUUAUUGAUCAAAAGUGACUGUAAAGUUAUUUACUGUAUAUUGCUACACAAUUCUAUUUCAGAUAAAUGCUCCUCUUUUGAACUUUCAUCUGAGACUUUUAGAUAAUAUUAAGCUACACAACUGUUAUCAGUAUUACUCAAAUAUUAUUUCCUAAGUAUCAAAUAUUAGAAUGAUUUCUGAUGUGACACUGAAGACUGGAGUAAUGACUUCUGGAAAUUCAGCUUUGCAAUCACAGUAGUAAAUUAUAUUUUACAAUAGAAAACAGUUAUUUUAAACUGUUAUAAUAUUUUAAAAUAUUACUUUUUUACUGUAUUUUUGAUCAGAUGAAUGCAGCCCUGGUUGAUAGUGGGAUGUUAAAAAACAAACUAUUAAAAAAUGUUACUGACCCUAAACUUUUGAACGGUAUUGUAUUAAAUGAUAAGCUUUUAGCUGCCAAUAGGUAUUUAGAACUCUGAUUUUCACCUUUAAAAUCAGUU